CUGCCAUACAUAGUCCUGCUGAGGCUUCCACCACCUCCCCUUCGAGUAGUCCUUCAGGGGCGCCACCAGCACACACGGAUGGGAGAUAGGCGGGGAUUUGAGCAUGGAGACCGGCUGGCUGGGCUUAAGAACUCACUGGGCUGCUGCCUGGCCGGCCCCUCUGCCUCGCCUUCCCCACAGCUGCCGCACCAGUAACAGGAAAAGCCUCAUCCUGACCAGCACCUCACCCACGCUGCCGAGACCCCACUCCCCGCUGCCAGGCCACCUGGGUAGCAGUCCCCUGGACAGCCCCCGUAACUUCUCCCCCAACACCCCUGCCCACUUCUCAUUUGCCUCCUCCCGAAGGGCGGAUGGUCGACGUUGGUCUCUGGCCUCUCUCCCUUCAUCUGGCUAUGGCACCAACACGCCCAGCUCCACCGUCUCGUCCUCCUGCUCCUCCCAGGAGCGCCUGCACCAGCUGCCCUACCAGCCCACCGUGGACGAGCUCCACUUCCUCUCCAAACACUUCGGCAGCACCGAGAGCAUCACAGACGAGGAUGGCGGCCGUCGCUCCCCGGCCGUGCGGCCCCGCUCGCGGAGCCUCAGCCCCGGGCGUUCCCCCUCCUCCUACGACAACGAGAUCGUGAUGAUGAACCACGUCUACAAGGAGAGGUUCCCGAAGGCCACCGCGCAGAUGGAGGAGAAGCUGCGCGACUUCACCCGGGCCUACGAACCUGACAGCGUGCUGCCGCUGGCCGACGGCGUGCUCAGCUUCAUCCACCACCAGAUCAUCGAGCUGGCCCGGGACUGCCUCACCAAGUCGCGAGACGGACUCAUCACCACGGUCUACUUCUACGAAUUGCAGGAGAACCUGGAGAAGCUGCUGCAGGAUGUGCGUGCACGCGGAGGCCGGCCCCUUCUCAGGCUCUGCACCCACGAAUCCUGUCCGAUGCCCCCACAUCCAUUCAGGAAGCACCUGCCACGUGCCAGGCACUGGUGUGGAGCUGAGGAUUCAGGGGUGGAAGAGAAGGACCUGGUCCCCAUCCUAGGUCUGAUGGUGGAGGCUGGAGUUUAACCUCCUUAACCUCCUUCAGGUCUCUCCUCAAAUGUCGACUUCUCAGGUGGCCUCCUAGACCCCGCCCCCCAUUUAAAAUCUCUAACUCUGCUCACACCACCGACUUAGUCUUUAGUUUCUCCUUAAUACUUAACAUGAUCUAUCAUAGUGGAUAUUUUUGAUUAUUUUUUUUUCUUGUCUCCUCUAUUCCAAUGUCAACUUCACAGGUGGGGUUGGGGCUUCUCUGUUCUGUUUACUGCAGUGUCCCUG
Molecule: messenger RNA, 1303 nt
Organism: Galeopterus variegatus (Sunda flying lemur)
Lineage: Eukaryota; Metazoa; Chordata; Mammalia; Dermoptera; Cynocephalidae
Product: microtubule-associated serine/threonine-protein kinase 1-like
Exons: 6
Coding region: 104-1054 (316 amino acids)
Biological process (GO): protein phosphorylation
Molecular function (GO): protein serine/threonine kinase activity; magnesium ion binding; ATP binding
Source: RefSeq, a predicted model, not a curated record